Messenger RNA from Saccharomyces cerevisiae S288C, 132 nucleotides. RefSeq lists its product as uncharacterized. The transcript has a single exon. NCBI's taxonomy places the organism in Eukaryota, Fungi, Ascomycota, Saccharomycetes, Saccharomycetales, Saccharomycetaceae. The coding region runs from base 1 to 132 and encodes 43 amino acids. The record is from RefSeq and is marked reviewed.
AUGUACAAUCAGAUAAUAAACACUUUUAUUGAUGAUUGUCUUUUCUUGCAAACCCCAAUGUUACAAUCGCCCAUUAGUUCUAAGAUUGUGUUGUCCUUUUUCUUACGAAAUUUUUUUCCCUCCCUUUUUUGA